GGACGAGCGGGUUCACUUAUUUCUACGUUUUGACACUACUGUAUAGACAUCAUCUCUCUUGGAGAAGCGAGGAAUAUUUAUGGGAUUCCUUCCUUCCUUCCUGCCAUUGUCAAAGAAGCCACUAUUCGCUCUGUCUCUUUCUCUAUUUCAGUCCGAUUGUUCGUCUUCCCUUUUGAUUAGGGGACGCGAUAAGCAUCACUAGCGUGGCUAGCUCUCUAUUUUUAGGCGUCGCUAGCGCCACUCGUUGAUUUCCCCGACGCCAAAGCAACAGUCUCAUGGCAAUAACAAAGCGGAUCCUUUUCGACGUUCAAAGAAACUUUCUAAGAACUUCACGGGAGUCAUUCGAUCGCGCUUAACGGUCUUGUGGGAGGACACGACCCUCGACAAUAAACAUCCCUGACCACGUUGUUGGCAACACUAAAAUGUAAGAACUGCGAAAGAAAAGACUUCAGGGGUUUAUUAUCUCACUGUCCAACUAAAUAAAUUCAAUGGCGCAGUUCUCCAAUCAUGAAGUGGCGAGUGAGCCGUUUGGAAUUAAUCCGCGUAACAAAGGCAAGACGGAUUCAGACUAUAGGGGAAGGAAACCUAAAGGAGUCGCAUAAUGGGAUCGUUCAUCGUACUAACGUGAUUCACGGCAUUUUCUAUUUCGAGAAAUUGACGAGGUUAGUUUUGCUGGCCAACUCAAUCAGAAACGCGUCAACAACAAGCGAAAUUUCAGCCGCUGCCGUCGACUCCAUCCCUUCACCGAUGCCCAGUUUGUACACGCGAACGCAACUUGUGCUAGGUCCAGCAUUGAACGUCACUGUUCGUGAAGGGGAUAAAGCUGUGAUGCCUUGCAUUGCUCCACAUUUAGGAGAUAAAACAGUUUCGUGGAUAAGACAAAAAGAUUUGGCCAUUCUCAUUUCCGGUGAUCACGUUUACACAAGCGACACGAGAGUGGCAUCUCUCCAUCCUUCGUCUUCGGCCCUAUGGGGAUUGCAAAUUUCACCUGUCCGAUCUUCCGAUGAGGGUUUCUAUCAAUGCCAAGUGAACACAGAGCCAAAACAGAGUCACACGGUUGUUCUUGUAGUUUUGGAACAAGAUUUGAAAGACUCGCCUAGCGUACCUUCAUUACCCGUGUCGACAACUGCAAGUACUGGAAGGAUACCUAAAAUGUCACUGAAGAUUGCUGGCAACAAUCAAGAACGGACGGCCAUCGAAGGAAGUAAUCUGGUUUUAACAUGUUCAGUCAUCCUUCAUGAGGAUGGGCUACAUGGAAAGAAUAUUGAUCUGACUUGGUGGCGCGGAAACUUGAAAUUUAACUCCAAAACCGCUGGAUCACAAGUCAUCAGCAGUCAAGCUGAGGGAACAACAGAGAUCAAAGCAGAACUGAAUAUUGGUUUUGUGAAGCUUUCUGAUGCAGGGACAUAUUAUUGCAGAGUUGAGCCGAAAAAUUUCCAGCAGGAGACAAUCAAAACAUAUUUCCUAAAAGAGUCUUUUGUAACAUUAAACGUAGUUAGAAAACACACAGAAAACAUUGCUUACCUCUUUAUGCCACCAUCUGUAAACCUAAUAUUAAUCGCAUGCUCUACUGUUAUGUUUUUGUAAAUAAAUCGGUUUAUUUCUGUUUAAAUUGUGUACUACUUCAAACAUUUUUAAUGACUUAAUACAUGUCUGCCUUUAA
Messenger RNA from Daphnia pulex (common water flea), 1663 nucleotides. RefSeq names its product hemicentin-2-like. Gene Ontology annotation, biological process: synapse organization. The coding region runs from base 508 to 1587 and encodes 359 amino acids. The record is from RefSeq and is a predicted model, not a curated record. The transcript has 7 exons. Lineage: Eukaryota; Metazoa; Arthropoda; Branchiopoda; Diplostraca; Daphniidae. Gene Ontology annotation, cellular component: neuron projection membrane.